Messenger RNA from Oncorhynchus masou masou (cherry salmon), 537 nucleotides. Its product is annotated as ADP-ribosylation factor-like protein 11. Lineage: Eukaryota; Metazoa; Chordata; Actinopteri; Salmoniformes; Salmonidae. Gene Ontology annotation, molecular function: GTPase activity; GTP binding. The record is from RefSeq and is a predicted model, not a curated record. The transcript has 3 exons. The coding region runs from base 1 to 537 and encodes 178 amino acids. Gene Ontology annotation, cellular component: plasma membrane; cytoplasm. Gene Ontology annotation, biological process: vesicle-mediated transport; intracellular protein transport.
AUGGGGCUGCUUCGAUCCAAGAAGGACAUCAAGAGGACUCCCGCGGUUGUUCUGAUGGGCCUGGGCUCAUCUGGGAAGUCCACCCUACUCUUCAGGCUCAAGGCAGGGUUGGUGAUGGAUACUUCCCCCACCUUGAGCUUCAACGUGGUGACCCUGGAUCUGAACAAGAAAAUGGCCUUGACCGUGUGGGAUGUGGGCAGACAGGGGGAGAUGAGGGCCAACUGGAGACACUACCUGGAGGGUGGCUGUAAGGCUAUGGUGUUCGUGGUGGACAGUAGUGACCGGGCCAGUAUAGGGGACUCUCAGAAGGCUAUGAAGAAUGUUCUGUUCGACGUCAACAUGAAGGGAAUACCUCUGAUGAUGCUGGCUAACAAGAAGGACCUCCCCAACACCAUGAACAUCAGAGAGGUGUCCAACCAGCUGGAGCUGCCCAGCUACAAAGACCGAGCCUGGCAGAUCCAGGCAUGCAGCGGCCUGAAGGAAAUGGGGCUCCAGCAAGCAUUCCUCUCUGUGGCCAAACUCAUCAAGAAGAGCUGA